This is a messenger RNA of Myotis daubentonii (Daubenton's bat), 1117 nucleotides long. It is a transcript of the gene CCL25, whose product is annotated as C-C motif chemokine ligand 25. NCBI's taxonomy places the organism in Eukaryota, Metazoa, Chordata, Mammalia, Chiroptera, Vespertilionidae. Gene Ontology annotation, molecular function: CCR chemokine receptor binding; chemokine activity. The record is from RefSeq and is a predicted model, not a curated record. Gene Ontology annotation, biological process: chemokine-mediated signaling pathway; positive regulation of cell migration; antimicrobial humoral immune response mediated by antimicrobial peptide. Gene Ontology annotation, cellular component: extracellular region.
UGGGAGAACAGGUGAGGAGGAGGAAGAGGGUGGAGGACAGGUGGGGCAGGGUGGGGCUCCAUCUAUAAAGCGAGAACGCCUGCUGGCUAGUGGGCAGGAGAGCUUGCCACAUACUCCAGAGGCACCAGGAGCCCCGUAGGCUUUGGAUCAGGAGGAGGAGAACAAAUCUGCACCAUGAACUUGUGGCUCCUGGCCUGCCUAAUGACCUGCUUCAUAGGCACCUGGGCCCCUGCUGUCCAAGCUCAAGGUGUCUUUGAGGACUGCUGCCUGGCUUACCAUCCCUACAUCAAGCAGACUGUGCUCCGGCGGGCCCAUAGUUACCAUCACCAGGAUGUGAGUGGGAGCUGUAACCUACCCGCUGUGAUAUUCCACUUCCCUCGCAAGAUGGUAUGUGGGAACCCAAAGGCCAAGUGGGUACAAGAAGGGAUGAGGUUACUGAAUCAUCGGAAAAAGCAUCACCAAGGCACCUCGGGAAACUUCCAAGGCUCUCACACUAUUGGGAAGAAGCUGAGCUCUGGAACCUACAGGGUUCCCCACUCCUUGUUUAGAGGUGGCAUCGGAAGCAGCAAGAGGAAUGCCUCCCUCCCAACAAUAGCUAAUCCAGCCCCACAGGUUCACAUGAGAGCGUCCUAGGUGUCCACAACUGACCCAGCCCAGGAAACUUCAGCUCCACUCCACUCUGUCACCUACCGUCCUCUCCAGUCCUCUCCAAUCUCUCCUGCAGGACUGUGAGACCACAUCUCCAGGAUCAAUCAACUCAAGAUGGGCUGGAGUUUCUCCACCGUGACUGUUGCCUUGCAGCCCCCCAAUUGCUCUAUCCUUCAAGCCAACUCUCCAAGCCUGUACCCAAGUCUGCAUUGGUCUCUCACCCCGCCACCUCCUGCUCCUUAGGCAGCUGUAAGGAGGGAGCCCUUUGUUUUCUUUGAGAACCAGAGCCUGCCCUGGCCAAUGGUUCUGAUGGACAAUCAUCAAGGAUCACCACCCAUUUGCAGUCUUUUGUCAUCUACUCUGGGGCCACACCUGCCUAUGUCCCUCUGGGCCCUUGCAAAGCUCUAGUCCAUCCACGGACACCCCUCUUGAGCUGUGCUUUUAAAAAUAAAACUUUGGUGGGACAUCA